Cebus imitator (Panamanian white-faced capuchin) is the source of this 2057-nucleotide messenger RNA. It is a transcript of the gene CFAP161, whose product is annotated as cilia and flagella associated protein 161. Gene Ontology annotation, cellular component: motile cilium. The transcript is spliced from 6 exons. Lineage: Eukaryota; Metazoa; Chordata; Mammalia; Primates; Cebidae. The record is from RefSeq and is a predicted model, not a curated record. Gene Ontology annotation, biological process: cilium assembly. Bases 578 to 1408 code for a protein of 276 amino acids.
GUCACUGCGCCUGGUCCCCGCUGUUUUUUAGAGUCUUAGAGUCUCAGGUUGUGGACCAGGUGAGGACACAGGCUCUAGGUAGAAAUAAUAUCCCUCCGCACUCCUACCCUGCCGCUUGCCCUCUUAAAUGACCCUGAGCAUUGCUUUUAUUGACGUUGCCCUCACUGCCUUGUAGUCUCCCAAGGUAGUCUUAACAAGGUUCGGAGCCAUUCGUGUAUGGGUCAGGUUGGGGAGGGGUGGACUUUCUAGUAUUAGCCAUCACACAGUCAAGGGAAACCUCAGCAGGGGAGACACGGCCUCCAAAUGUCACUCAGGAUAGAAUCAAGCUGGAGUAAUUCCUGGUGAUGAUUCUUUUUCUUUGUUUUGCCUUUCUUAUUUUUCUAAACAUUCUAUAAUGUAAUAAAAACAUUAAGGUAAUGCUAAAUAUGUCCCAUCAUUCCCAUUAUGCUCACAUUACUUCUUUGUUCUCCAAUUUUGCUUUUUCAACUUGGAAGAGCUUCUGACCUAAAAGUUAUGAAUACGAACAUCUGUAUUAUUUAGGGCUACUGUUGUUGAUUUUCUCUUUAACUAGGAGCUCAUGAAAGACUUCUUAGAGAAGAGAGACAAGGGGAAACUCCUUAUACAGAGAAGUAGAAGACUGAAAAAGAAUCUUUUAAGACCGAUGCAACUUUCCAUAACUGAAGAUGGUUAUAUUCAUUAUGGUGACAAAGUUAUGCUUGUGAAUCCCGAUGAUCCUGCUGUGGAAGCUGAUAUGUUUCUGGGUGGGGACCUGAGCCUGUGUAUGACUCCAGAUGAAAUUCAGUGCCAUCUGAGAGAUGAAUUAGAGGUGCCCUGUGGCCUGAGCGCCGUUCAAGCCAAGACCCCAAUUGGUAGAAACACUUUUAUCAUUUUGAGUGUACACAGAGACGCCACUGGUCAAGUCCUCAGAUAUGGGCAGGACUUUAGCCUGGGGAUAACAGGAGGAUUUGAAAACAAAAUGUUGUAUUUAUCGAGUGACCACAGGACCCUCCUGAAAUCGUCUAAGAGGUCUUGGCUCCAGGAAGUGUACCUAACAGAUGAGGUCUCCCACAUGAAUUGCUGGCAGGCUGCCUUCCCUGACCCCCAGCUACGCCUGGAAUAUGAAGGCUUCCCCGUCCCGGCCAAUGCUAAAAUUCUCAUCCAUCACUGUCACACAAAUCGGGGACUGGCAGCCCACCGGCAUCUUUUCUUAAGCACCUAUUUUGGAAAGGAGGCUGAGGUUGUAGCUCACACGUACCUGGAUUCACACAGAGUUGAAAAACCAAGUAACCACUGGAUGUUGGUUACUGGGAAUCCCAGGGAUGCCUCGUCCACCAUGUCGGAUCUGCCCAAACCGCCGGCAGAGGACACUCGAGCCGUGGAGCAGGCCAUGGGCCUUGACACGCAGUAACGCGCCAGGUACAUGCAUGUUUUCUCUGGUUCUGCUCUCAUCAAAUGUAGCUUUAAAAGAAAUUAACGACCUUGGUCAUGCCUCAAGCUACUUUUGAAUCAGAUAUGGGACUCCCUGAGCACUAUAUUAAAAUAAAGAUUACAUUAAUAUUAUUGAAUUUGCGUGGGAGUCUAGGCCUAGAAAAAAAACAGCUCUGGAGAAUAAAUAGAAUAAAUAGUAUUUGAAAGUGACUCACAAUGGCCCUUGGUUGAUAAACAAAUUCUGAAGAACUCAGCUUCCUCUACUAUACCCUUCAUUGUCUACAAGGACAGUGCGUUGCUUUUUAACGUCAUGUCUAUGUGAUAAAGCUAUUGGAAUUGUAGUGAAUUGUUGGCACCACAGUUUCGCUCUUGAAUGCACUGAAACAGAAAAAGCUGACAGCUGUGAGCUGUGGCCCUACCUUGGAAUUGAACAUUUCUGCCUUUGUAAAACAUCCUGUUUUUGUUUCUACCUGUGGCUUUCGAGGUCCGGACCUCCACCUGGUCUGUAACCUGUUACGUUGUCAUGAUCUUUAAACUGCAGAAUCUCUGCCUUGUCUUUGAAACUGGCACCUUAGUUGUGGCACUCAUGUGACUAGAAAGUUCCUGACAAAAUAAGUAUGUACCCUUCC